Caenorhabditis briggsae is the source of this 714-nucleotide messenger RNA. NCBI's taxonomy places the organism in Eukaryota, Metazoa, Nematoda, Chromadorea, Rhabditida, Rhabditidae. The coding region runs from base 1 to 714 and encodes 237 amino acids. The transcript has 5 exons. The record is from RefSeq and is a predicted model, not a curated record.
AUGAUGUUAAUAUUCCUAAUUUUGUGUGUUGGCCUAGUUGACUCUGUCGCUGAAGACUGCGCAACGAACACUCGAGAAACUAGAUGUUCCAGUAUUUUUGAAGACCUCAAAAACUGUUAUAAUGCCACUUUCAAAGCAAUGCUUGGGGACUGCCUGGUAACCUGCAACGCUUGCGAUUCAUAUACAUGCUCCAACCCUCAACCCGACACCACUCUCAACUGCUCUGCACUAACUUCCCAGUGUGAUUCAGACACUUUCGGCGAGUUUAUGAAGGAAAAAUGCCCGGCGACUUGCGGGAAAUGUAAUCGAAAAAACGCCAACUUGUGCGCUGAUAAAAGCAAAUCUGAAGUUUGCACCACUAUGGCGAAAUUCUGCAACACCGUCGAUUACUACGAUUUACUGUCAAGAGAGUGUCCAUCCACGUGUAACAGGUGUCCAAAUAACGGAACAACUCCUGGGGGCAAUGGAAACGGAAACGGAACAACAGCUUGUGUCGACGUUGCCAACGAUUGCUCCACCAACACCGCCCGUUGCUCCGAUUCCAAAUACGCGCCUCUCAUGCAUCGUCUCUGCCCAAAAACCUGCGAUUCGUGCUCGAAUUGUGAGGACACGAAUAAAAUGUGCUCCGCAUGGGUUCCUCACGGCUUCUGUACCAAGUACAGUCAACCAGUAAUUAUGAAGACGUGUGCGAGAAGUUGUGAUCUUUGCAAAUGA